AACUUUCACUGUUUGACAGCACCCGUAGAAGUUUGGUUCGUCGUUCGACGUUCAGAACGUUGAACAUAGACGUUCACUCCGAGUCGGAACAUUCGCAGGCUCCAACCGAAGCAUCGGAAGCCGCCGGCAGAAUUUGCCAAGCCGGCCCUCGACAGCCAAGCAUGAAAUUGCACCGUCUCUUCAUCGACAACAAGGCUUGCAUGAACGGAAUAGUCGCCAAGAUUAACGGGGUCCGACUUCUUUGUUUGCUCAUGACAGUUGAAGCCGUUCGAAUCUAUCCGCUGAAUCAAAGAGUCAGUAUCUGACAGGAUUGCCAUUGACAAAUCAGAAACCUCUAAAGUUCCGCUUGAUAAAAAAUCUGACCACGUGAAUGACAUAUCCAACAAUCUUCCAUGCAGCCACCGAGCACGUCAAGCCCAAUCGACAAUCCUCCCAGCUCACUGCAUGGGGAACCACAGAUUCGGCCUUGGGGAUGGAGAUGGAGAUCGUCGUACUGGUUUGUGACAUUCGUGGUAUGGCUAGGCGUAGCCACGGAUCUGCUGGUAUACUCAAUGGUCAUCCCGGUCGUGCCUUUCCAACUCGAAGACCUUGGCUACAAAGAUGUAGCUUCUCUAACCGGUUGGCUACUUUUUGCAUAUUCCGGAGGUCUUGCAAUAGCUACUAUUCCCGUCGCGGUGUGGUCCGAAAAAUACGAUGCGCGAAAGGUUCCUCUUGUCGCGGGAGUGUUCAUACUCAUCGGCUCGCAAAUCAUGUUCAUGGAAGCUCCAGCAUACUGGCUCAUGUGUCUUGCUCGAGCCCUCCAGGGCAUAGGAUCCACCAUGGUAUGGGUUGUCGGGUUGGCUCUAUUAUGCGAUGAAGCGCCUCCAGAACUUGUCGGAAGACAACUUGGUAUCGCAAUGUCCGGUCUCUCUCUCGGGUACGUAGCGCGAGACUUACACUUUGCCCUUGUCGGUCCACCCGUAGGUGGCGGGCUAUACACUUGGUUUGGUUUCCGUGGACCUUUCAUCUUUGGCAUCAUCGUCGCCUUUUUGGAUCUGGCCUUCCGAUUCCUCCUUAUCGAAGGCAAGAGUGCUAGCAAACCCCGAUCCAGCGCGACUGAAAAGCCUGAUAAUGAGAUCGCAUUGGAGGCAAACGAUAAUAAUCUAACAGACAUUGGAGACGUUGCCGGCGCGCAAAAUAAGGUUUCAUUCGUACAGGUUCUCCGCCUGCUGUUCCGGUCGCACCGUGCGCUUGCAGCAGCUUUCCUUACAUUUGUGUAUGGCAUCGUCUAUAGUAGCCAGGAGCCGGUCAUUUCCACUCAUUUGAACAGUGUCUGGGGCUUGAACUCCUCAAAAGUUGGUCUAGUCCUUCUGGCCUCUGUCAUUCCUACUCUUUUUGCGUCCCCACUAUCGGGUUGGUUCUCAGACCACCAAGGCGCAUCUGUGGUCAUCAUUGUCGCUUUGAUCCUCGCUGUGCCAUGGUAUGUUGUAAUGAUAAUAGAUGGGCACCUGGCAUUGUUUAUUACGGCCUUUGCGUGCGCUUACUUCUUUGCAGCUGGAGUCCUGUCUCCGCUGACUGUUGAGCUUGCUUCUGUCGCCCGCAGUAUAGAUGGCAUUGGAUAUGCGCAUGUCUACGGGGCUUUCAAUCUGGCGUAUGGGAUCGGCACAACAGUCGGACCUGUUGUGGGCGGUCAGAUGUACGACCAUAUUCAUAAAGGAUGGCUGGCAAUCUGUCUGCUGGCAACCGGAUUACUUGGGCUUUCCGUGGUCGUGGCUUUCUUCUACGUGGGGGACAAGCCUAUUGCUCAAAGCUUUAUCCGACACAUUAGAUUACUGUAGAGUAUAAUCCUGAAUCCGAAAAUAUAAUAUGGCGGAGACCAGUCUCCCAUCCCCACUCUUAAAACACUGGAGACUCGAA
Messenger RNA from Desarmillaria tabescens, 1896 nucleotides. Its product is annotated as MFS general substrate transporter. Gene Ontology annotation, biological process: transmembrane transport. Gene Ontology annotation, molecular function: transmembrane transporter activity. Bases 393 to 1817 code for a protein of 474 amino acids. The transcript has 13 exons. The record is from RefSeq and is a predicted model, not a curated record. Lineage: Eukaryota; Fungi; Basidiomycota; Agaricomycetes; Agaricales; Physalacriaceae.